AUGGGAAAGCCCAAGCCGCAAAAGAAGAAAUCAUCCAAGCCCCGCGAAAAGUCCGUCCUCGGCCCUGGUGGCUCGGUCUCCAAAAGCACUAUGGCCCAAGACCCCUCGACAUUACUCGAACAGGCCACGGUCCUCUUACAAACGGGCCAGGCCGAUUCCGCGCUGGCGCUGGCACAACAGGCGCUGGACUUGACACCUGAAAAGACGGCUGCGCAGCUACCAGCAGUGAAUCUGCUCGGAGAGAUCAACGUGGAGUUGGGUGACAUUGAUACCGCUAGGCAACAUUUUAUUUACGCGGUCAAUUUGGAUAUAGAUGGUUUCAUACCGGAAUCUGAAGGAGGAGGCGCGGAGAAAUUCCUAUGGCUCGCUCAAUUGAGCGAGCAAGGAGGCACGGAUAGCGUCCUGUGGUUUGAAAAGGGCGUCUCGGCCCUCCGACACGGUCUCCAGUCUCUGGAAGGGAAAACAGCCCCGAAUGAAGUUGCGGAUGCCGAAGAAAAGAAAACAAAAUUGGCCAACGCGCUUUGUGCUGUUGCCGAGAUCUAUAUGACCGAUCUUUCCUGGGAAGAAGAUGCAGAGAACCGAUGUGAGUCGCUCAUUACAGAGGCUCUCCUGGUCAAGCCCGACGCACCGGAAGUGUUGCAGACCCUGGCAUCCAUCCGGAUAUCACAGCUUCGAACCGAAGAUGCCCAGGCCGCACUCACCCGGAGUUUAGGCUUGUGGAAAGACCUGCCUCCGGAAGAUCUGAGAGUGCCGGACUUCCCACUGCGUAUUAGUCUUGCGCGACUUCUCAUGGAGGUGACUAUGGAGAUGGAGGCGCUACAGGUCCUCGAGCGAUUGAUCCUAGAGGACGACCAAAGUGUGGAGGCUUGGUACCUCGGAGGCUGGUGUCUUUAUCUGCUGGCGGAAAAGCAACAGGUACCACAAAAUGCUGCGGCGGACGCCGAGUCUCCGCGACAAGCAUCGUUGGUGGCUAGCCGCGAAUGGCUCAAGACAAGCCUGAAACUGUACGAUCUACUUGAGUACGAAGACGACCGGCUCCGUGAUCAUGCCAUUGAGCUGGUUCAGGAGAUGAACAAGGAGCUCGGUGAGGACGUCGACGACGAUAGCGAAGCCGAGGCAGGCGGUGAUUGGGAGGAUGAGGAGAUCGAAGCUGAGUCGGAUGACUCAGAUCAUGAGAUGGCAGAUUCAUAG
Molecule: messenger RNA, 1191 nt
Organism: Penicillium alfredii
Lineage: Eukaryota; Fungi; Ascomycota; Eurotiomycetes; Eurotiales; Aspergillaceae
Product: ACL4 family protein
Exons: 2
Coding region: 1-1191 (396 amino acids)
Molecular function (GO): protein binding
Source: RefSeq, a predicted model, not a curated record